AGCAGUCUCCCAACUCAUCUCUGUGUAAACGUACUUUUAAAUCUCAUCACAUCAUUUCUCCAGCUCCAUUAUGCCACAGAUGUAAACGUCGUCGUCGAGGUGAAGGGAAUUAAAAGAGGUGUGAUGAUUAUUUUUUUCUUUUAACAAAGCUAACAUGAGCGAAUUGUCCGGAUGUUCUUAGGCCAAUAAAAGAAAUGGAUUCAACGAAGUGUAUAAUAUCGAUUUUUCGAAAGUAGGUUUUUAAAGUGACAAGUACAACAGAAUAUUUAUUAAUUAUCUCUUUGACAUCUCGGAGCAAAGCGUAAUGCCCUGUGUUGUGCUGAAGGGGAUUAUCAAAACGUUUACGUCGCUGAGCUAAAAAUAACUGAAAUUGCGUCAAAAUGAUGAAGUCGAAAUUUGGUAAAAAUCUGAAACUUUUCGUAGUAAGGAGUAGAGAGAUAAGUAAACAAUCCAAGAAUCAAUUGGAUAAUGAGACUAGUGUCUUGCAACUGCUUCUACUGCAUGUCAUUAUUAUGGCAGGGAUUCGUCGAUUCGUCGAACGUCAGCAGUUGGACCCUAGGAUUUCCUUGACAUCUUGGUUAAAUAUGCGAAGCCAAAAUACAGUGGCGACAACUUCGGAGUUGCCGGAAAGCGUUGUAAUAAAUAUCGACAACCAGUUUGCCAUUUUGGAAAAUGAUAUUCUACGGCAAAAUCAGUCCCAUUAUCACCAUCAUCAUCGUGCAACUCCAAUAGACAAUUCUGUGCAUAUACAUAACUCCGCUACCGAGGUUCAUAAUAAUACUAAUAGCAAUGCAGGGGAAGAUUCUAAUAAUGGGCUGCAAUUACAACCUCAUGCAAGAGAACUACUUAAUUAUGUGCUUAAAUUCGGUCCUUUCAUUAUGGUGUUACUUGUGAAAGCUAUUUAUGAUAAUCGCUCUGAGAUAUUUUAUGUUUUGCUGCUGUUGCUAAUUUCCAUUCUUGCCAACAACGAAUUGAAACGAGAGAUUGCAAAGCAACAAAACAAAAGUUAUAUGGCACUUCUUGGCAUUCUCUGUUACAUUGGGAUCAGUAUAAUCUUUACGGACUCAAUGUUUAGUGGAAGAUUACUCUUUCCAUAUGAUCAUCCUACAACAUUAUGGGAAUUAUUGUGGUCUGUGUGCAUUACAGAUUUUGUUUUGAAAUUAAUCACCAUUGUUUUUAAAGUUCUUUUAACAUGUUUGCCUGCUACACUACUGGCACUUCCAAAAAGGGGAAAAUAUUAUCUUGCGGUAGAAGCAGCCUCGCAAACCUGUAGAUGUAUAGCACCAAUUCCAUCAUGGGUGAAUUAUUUAUCCGAACCUUACAAAGGCUUUGAGGUAGCUUCCGGAGUGUCAUGGUCUAUAAUGUACAUAAUUAGCAAGGGUGGUGACUUACUUCCUCGACUUAAGUUACUUCGUACCGCUGUGUGGAAACUGUUUCAAAACGUGAAUUUAGGAGUGUCCCCAUCUGUAGAACAAUUAGAGGCAGCAGGUGGAAUAUGUACAAUAUGUCACGAAGAGUUUUCUAUACCUGUUAGACUUUGCUGCAAGCACAUAUUCUGUGAAGCUUGUGUAUCAAUUUGGUUGGACAGGGAGCGAUCGUGUCCUUUGUGCCGUACAUAUGUAACAGAUGACCCAAGCUACCGAGAUGGGCACACAUUUUUUGCUCAGUGGUACUAAAGCCUCCAGUAAAAACAGUGAAAUUCCAUCUUUCUUCUGCAAAUAUUUAAUGUAACACAAGAUUCCAAUAUUGUUAAAAUCAAUUUAAUUCCUCCCUACGGUGUUAAUCCGUUCAGCCAUUUAAAAUCUUUAAGUAUACUUAAGAAUCGGAAGCCUUAUGUAGUGCAGGAAAGUGUACAUAGAUACCAACAUAACAUUAAGUUUUUAAUCUGACCGAUAUGUUUUUAUCAAGUUGAUCGAAACGUAUCCAUUAAAUAUAUAUAAUCGUCAUUGUAUACUAAGCAAAGGCGUGGAUGCACAAGGCUAAGAAAAGGCAUCAUUUUCCAACUAUCUUACCUAAACUAUGCAAAUUAUCAUAAAAGCUCCAAUUUGAAGCGAAUGAGUGUUAAGUAGGUGUAAAACUCGGUAAGAAUGUCAAUUCCAUUACGAAGAUAUGUGAAGCAUUACAGGAGAAAAAGAUUUUGUAAAAUAUAUUGAAAACAAUAAACUACCAUUGUAUAUUUAUAAAGAA
This is a messenger RNA of Orussus abietinus, 2187 nucleotides long. RefSeq names its product RING finger and transmembrane domain-containing protein 2 (gene Rnft2). Lineage: Eukaryota; Metazoa; Arthropoda; Insecta; Hymenoptera; Orussidae. Gene Ontology annotation, biological process: positive regulation of ERAD pathway. The coding region runs from base 381 to 1676 and encodes 431 amino acids. Gene Ontology annotation, molecular function: ubiquitin protein ligase activity. The transcript is spliced from 5 exons. The record is from RefSeq and is a predicted model, not a curated record.